Molecule: messenger RNA, 1592 nt
Organism: Phlebotomus papatasi
Lineage: Eukaryota; Metazoa; Arthropoda; Insecta; Diptera; Psychodidae
Gene: MICU3
Product: calcium uptake protein 3, mitochondrial
Exons: 9
Coding region: 132-1364 (410 amino acids)
Biological process (GO): mitochondrial calcium ion homeostasis; calcium import into the mitochondrion
Cellular component (GO): uniplex complex
Molecular function (GO): calcium ion binding
Source: RefSeq, a predicted model, not a curated record
AAAAGCUUACCGCCGAUAUAAACACACACCAACUCAUCUUUCUUAUUGCUUAUUUUUGACAAUUUUUGCACGGCACAGAAACAAAAAUAUCGUGAAAACUCGAAUUUCCCUGAAAAAAUAGGAAAAUAAAAAUGUGGCGAAGGUGCUUAGCAGGUGGAACAGUAGUUGUUGCAAGUAUAACUUUGUGGAAAAGCCAUGUCGUUGUUACAGAACCAAGGAGGAUGAAGCAAGAGAAUUCAAUCAAACUGACCUCCCGGGAAAAGAGAUUUAUAAAUUUUGCUUCAGUUGAAAUCGAUGGGCAGCUAUACAUGACACCACAGGACUUCCUGGACUCCGUGAUUGAGCAGGAACCACGUCCCAGGUUAAAGAGGAAGUUUCUGGGAUUGACAGAAAUAGGAUUCGUGAAGGAUGUAACUCCAUCCUUGAAUAAGGGAUCUUCCCAAUUGUUCAGGAAUCUCAGGGAUAAAGGCAUUGUUUCAUACACGGAAUAUCUAUUUCUGCUCUCCAUUUUAACAAAACCCCAUUCUGCGUUUCGGAUUGCAUUCAAUAUGUUCGAUACGGAUGGAAAUCAACGCGUUGAUAAACACGAAUUUCUUGUAAUUCGUGAACUUUUAGGUGGUUCCUUGAAAAAUAGGGAUUUUGAUGCAGAAACGAAAAAAACUAUGGAACGCAUUUUUAGCUAUGCUUGGCGGGAGAAGAGAGGCAUUGGGAGUGAUAAGGAACAAAAUGAAUAUAUGCUAACUAACGACGAGGGCUUGCAAAGGCGUCACAAGAUUGAUACAACUCUGCAAGUGCAUUUUUUCGGUCCUAAGGGUAACAAAGAUCUCCACUACGAAGGUUUCUACAAGUUCAUGGAUGAUCUCCAGACGGAAGUGCUGGAGUUGGAAUUCAAUGAAUUCUCAAAGGGAAAGCCUGCAAUCUCAGAGAUUGAUUUUGCCACAAUUCUCUUGAGAUAUACUUACUUGGAUGUUGAUGAUCAUGAUAAGUAUUUAGAUCGACUGUUAGAUCGUGUCGAGGAGAAAGGGAUUACUUUUAAGGAAUUCAGGGAUUUCUGCCAGUUCCUAAAUAAUCUCGAGGACUUUAGCAUUGCUAUGAGAAUGUACACUUUAGCCGAUCGUGCUAUAUCAAAAGACGAAUUUUCUCGAGCUGUUAAAAUCUGCACAGGAUUCACACUUACUCCGCACAUUAUAAAAACGGUUUUUGCCAUUUUUGACGAAGACGGAGAUGGUUUGUUGUCCUACAAAGAAUUUAUUGCAAUCAUGAAGGAUCGCCUUCAUCGAGGAUGCAAAUCUGCACAACGAACAGAAGGAUGGGAUGCUUUUAAACAAUGUUUGAAGAACGAAAUCAGACAAAGCCGUCUCUAAGUGCUCAAAUAUCCAAAAAAAAAAUUAUAAAAUGCAUUUCUUGCUUGAAUUUUUGAAAACCAGCAAAGACAACGUAAAAUCUAGUCUCUCUGAUCUUCCAUAUAUUUAAAAAAAAAUACCUCUUUUUCUUUGAGAAUAAUUUUAUUUAUCCUGAAAUCUUGUUAAAUACUUGUUACAUUUUAACCUGGCGUGUGUUUUCUCAUUAAAUAAAACUCUCAACAUCACAAA